Lycium ferocissimum is the source of this 1187-nucleotide messenger RNA. Its product is annotated as protein DMP7-like. Gene Ontology annotation, biological process: endomembrane system organization. The record is from RefSeq and is a predicted model, not a curated record. The transcript has a single exon. NCBI's taxonomy places the organism in Eukaryota, Viridiplantae, Streptophyta, Magnoliopsida, Solanales, Solanaceae. The coding region runs from base 123 to 794 and encodes 223 amino acids.
GAGAGUGCUUAGCAUAUUACCACGUUAAAUUACGUUAUAUAAUCCUCUAAAUUCCCUAUAGCCUUCAUGCAUUGAACUAAAACUUUGUUAACAAAAUUUACAAGAUUCAACACAUUGUUGAUAUGGAGACCAACAAGAAUUCGGACGCGGUGGCGAUUAAUGCAGAGAAAUUAGGAACACAAAGUGUGGUUGCAAGUGAAAAUGAAUUGGAAAUACCCUUGUUAGAAGAUGUACUAAUGGCUGAAAAACCACAGAAAACACCAGCACAAAAGGUUAUAAGAAAAACAUUCAAGAAAACAGCCCUUUUAUCAAAUCUUCUGCCUUCAGGUUCAGUUCUUGCAUUCCAAAUAUUGUCACCAGUUAUAACACAUGAAGGCCAAUGUCAUUCAUCAAUUAGCCAUUCCAUGACAUUAGGCCUUUUAGGCUUUUGCGCGAUUUCUUGUUUUAUCCUCUGUUUUACGGACAGUUUUCGAGAUGAAAGAGGCAAAGUCCGUUAUGGAUUGGCUACAUUCAGUGGCCUUUUGAUUAUUGAUGGAUCACGCCCUCCUGAGGAUGCAGAAAAAUACAAGCUGAAAUUUUUGGAUUUCUUUCAUGCCCUUUUGUCAAUACUUGUUUUUGGUGCUGUCGCGACGUUUGAUCAAAAUGUGAUCAAAUGCUUGUAUCCUUCUCCAUCACCAGAUGCUCAGGAGAUCCUCGCGAUAUUGCCAAUGGCUGUGGGAGUGAUCUGCACAUUGAUGUUCGUUGCGUUUCCUACCACUCGCCAUGGAAUUGGCUUCCCUCUUUCACGCCAUUAGAUUCAUAUUUCUUUUUUCGUACGCAAUUGUCUAACAUAAAAAUCAUUUUCCCAUUCUUCCUACUCCCAGACAAACAUAUGCUAGGUUGAAGCUGGAUUCAGAAAAGAAUCAAAGAUCAGCAGCGCUGCAUAUAUGAUAUUUUCAGGACAAGAAAUAUUGGACUAGACUGCUCUUUAUGUAGAUGUAGUCUAAGAUAGUGUGAUAUUCAACCGUCGCACGUUCCCCUUUGGCUAAACCACUGGAAUAAGAUCUAAAAUAAGCCUCAGAUGCAGGCUAGCUAUUGGAUGACUCGUGUACUUAAUUCUUCUUGACAAUGUACGGGGUCACAUUGACCGAGGGUGGUCAAUUGUAUCCUCUUUAUCGGAAGGUUACAUUAUAGUUUUUUUUUUUUUU